AUGGCCGAUUGCCUGUUUUUGAUUUUACCAUUCAUAGUAGUUGUAUCAUGGGUUACUUUUUUAAUAACAUGUCCUCCAAUUAAGAAGAAACAAGUAAUUACAGAACCUUUAUCAAGAAUAAUCGAAAUUGAAGCAGAAAAAUUUAAUGGUACUUCAACAUAUAAAAUAAAACGAAAAAUCAAUCUUUCAGAAACAGUUGCUUACGUUGAUAUGUGGAGAUCUCACUGGUGCACGUAUUAUAAUGACAGAGAAUUCUUUUUCACACCUAGAAUCAAUGAAAUGCUUCAAAGGUUACGUCAAUUCGAUGUUCCUGUUGUUACUAUUUCAUCAGUUGUCGAUUAUUUUUUACCAUCAUCCACACAAAGAAGAAAAGGAUUAAAAGCUAUCGAAAAAGGUAGAUUACCAAUACUAGAAGAAUAUGAAGCCAGACAAAUGGCAUAUCAUCACGAAUAUAUACCAGGAUUUGAUGAUAUUUGCAUGUACGACGGCCUAGAGCGAUACGGACCUACCAGAGAUAACAGAUUCACACCUACAAUUGCACUAUCCGAUAAAGAUUACUUUUCUGCAAAUUUCAGAGAAUCAGCCGAAUGCUUUGUUGGCCUUGGUGCAAAAACAGUUAUUGUGUUUGGACAACACACAAAUAUGUGCUUGAUGGCCGUUUUCUUGUAUUGCCAACAAGUUAGAUUAGAUUUGAUUAUUGUCCGUGAUUUAACAGAUGGAUGCUGGGUUUAUCCACUCCAAAAGGAGCAUGUCAAUACACAUACAAAGAGCAAUGUUGCAACGAAUAACUACUUCGAUCAAAAAUUUGGAUGUUCAAUUCUUUCUUUCGAUCUCUACAGAUCUCUUCGCCAAAUAUCUCCUUCAGUUGAGAAACCAAAAUAUCAGUAUUUCUUGAAGACAGCUCAUAUGUUUAAGAAUUUUCUGUAA
Molecule: messenger RNA, 927 nt
Organism: Trichomonas vaginalis G3
Lineage: Eukaryota; Parabasalia; Trichomonadida; Trichomonadidae
Product: isochorismatase family
Exons: 1
Coding region: 1-927 (308 amino acids)
Source: RefSeq, a predicted model, not a curated record